This is a messenger RNA of Strongyloides ratti, 297 nucleotides long. RefSeq lists its product as hypothetical. The coding region runs from base 1 to 297 and encodes 98 amino acids. The transcript has a single exon. The record is from RefSeq and is a predicted model, not a curated record. Lineage: Eukaryota; Metazoa; Nematoda; Chromadorea; Rhabditida; Strongyloididae.
AUGGUUGAAGAAAAAAGUUUAAGAAAUCAAAAGCACAAUGAAAGAGCAAAAGAACCAGCUAAAAUUAAGAAGCUUGGUACAGAGACAAAAGUUCUGGUAAAGAAGCCGGUUGCAGGAAAAGAUGUAAUUGGGAAAUUUUCUUCAGAAUGGAGUGAAGGGUAUAAGAUAUUAAGAAGAGAGGGAAACAGUUUCUGGUUGACAAAAGGGAGAGGGAGACCUAUAAAAGUAUUUAUGGAUAAUGUGAAGCUCGAUCCAAAACCAGAUGAAACCCAGGAGGGGGAAGUUUCUGAGGGAUAA